Megalobrama amblycephala (Wuchang bream) is the source of this 1559-nucleotide messenger RNA. RefSeq lists its product as uncharacterized. The record is from RefSeq and is a predicted model, not a curated record. The transcript has 9 exons. Lineage: Eukaryota; Metazoa; Chordata; Actinopteri; Cypriniformes; Xenocyprididae. The coding region runs from base 227 to 982 and encodes 251 amino acids.
GGCUUUCAUUUGCAGUUUGGACCUCUCGAGUUGGACAGAAGACACAGAAAUCAACACUCAGCUCUGUGGAAAAGAAUUAUCUUCACUCAAGUUCGCAAUAUGACUGAAAGGAAGAAAAAUCAAAGAUGGGUUUGCAGUUUAAAUCUGAAGCAACAAAAAUGACCUCCAACCCGUGAAGAAGAAGCUGAAGAGAAAAAUAUAUCAAGCCACAUCCAAGCAGUGAAUCAUGUCCAACAUCAGUGUGUCGUGUGCAGAGAUUCAGACAGCAGUGGGGUUUGUGUUCGUGAUUCUGCCUGUGAUUCUGAAUCAAACACUCAACGAUCCUGACUGUGAACAGAGCUGGUAUACUGAGGACGGGCCUCUGAUCGCAGAUCCAUCAGAUCCACACAAACUGAUGUAUCCAGUGACGUCUGUCUCAUCUGAUCAUCUCGUCACUUCUGACUGUGUGAAUCUGAAUCAUGAGAUCAUCUCUGAUGAAUCAAAAUUGGAAAUGGAGACCAUGUUCAGAGUGUUUAAUGACACAGACUCCAGCGGUGGAUCGACACACACUCCAGAUUCACAAAAAUAUCAUGAUUCUGUUUGCAACAAGAAUGAACCGGAAGAUCUGGAUCAGACCAUUGAUGAACAUGUACACCAAGAUCAUCAGCAGCUGCCGACUGAAUUUGGAGGAAGCUUUCAUGGUCUUAAUUACAAGAAAGAAGCAAACGUUGAGAUUCAAGUACUACUGCAGAAGACUGAAGGCCUGACGAUGGAGAAUGAAGGGAAAUGGAUCAAAAGGAGUAGCAGCAUGGACAUGCUUAUCAAUUUUUCAGAUGAAGGUCCGGAUGAGAUUGAUGAGAUUCCUGAGAUGAAAAACCAGAUCGGACUGGGAAAUACUCACAACACAUGCAGUGAAGCGCGCAGCAUUUACUUUGAACAGAACCGCUCUGAGAUUAAACCAUGGCCGGUCAUCUUUGUAAUUAAGUUAAAAAUAGUCAUUUGAUAUAGAGUGCAAUAAAGCAAGAUAAUUAGGGUGAAUUCAGGGUGAUUGGGACACUUUUUGCCAUUGAGAUGAACUGGAAAAAGUGUCAAUCACCCUGAAUUCACCCUAAUCAAUUUAAAAAGUCUAUUAUUCAUCUCCUGUGUCUUUGACAGCGUUUUAAUCAUUGGUGUGGAUAACACCAUAAAAAAGUAUGUGUUGAAAACAGUUUUCAUUUAAAAACGCUCCUCAUCCACACUAUAUAUUAAUAUCCACACUAUAUUAUAUUAACAUAGACCUAUUUUAAUGACAUUAACAUAUAUUAAUUCUUUUAUUUAUCAAAAUAAAGAGAAAAUAGUACAAACUUUGCUAAAGUUAUUCUUUUAAACAAAUAUUAACCUAGACAUUAUUAAAAAUAUAUUAUUUUAGCUAAAGUAUUUGUAUGAAUACUGUGUGCAUUUUACCCCUCACCACCUCAUAUGUAUGAUUUUCACACAAAAAUGUUUUUCCAAUUACUAACAUACUUUUGUCCAAACUGUAGUCAGAUUUUCAAAACUAUAAAAAUACAUUUAGCAGAACAUCCGUCUGUUGUGGCCAUACU